This is a messenger RNA of Stylonychia lemnae, 1659 nucleotides long. The record is from the annotation of a GenBank genome assembly. Lineage: Eukaryota; Ciliophora; Spirotrichea; Sporadotrichida; Oxytrichidae.
AUGUAGUUUAGGAGUGUUUCUAUUGUAUUGCUUCAGAUUUUACUCAGUUUAGAGUAUUUAUAUGGUUAGCAACUUGGAUUAUUAGGGUUUUCAUUGAGAGAAUAGGUCUUGCUAGAUUUCUUGAACGAAGCCAAACAGAUUGGAGACUAAGUAUUUGCAAAUAAAACAGUAAAUGAUAUAGAUAUAUCUCCAGAAUUCAAGCUCUACAACAUAACUUGCUCAAUUGUCAAUUCUAACUACACUGAAUUUCUCCUAGUGCUCUAUAAUAUGACUAAUGAUGCCACUUUGAUAGCCUAUAAUUCAUCCUUAGAGUGUAUUGGAUUAUAUUCAAUUGCAGCAGGAAUCAUCCCUGCUGUUAUUUAAAAUCAGACUAAUGAUACUAAUUAAAAUAAAACUGAAGCUAAUAAUAGUACGGAAGGGGCCUCAUCAACUAAUACAACUAAUAACUAGACGAAUUAGGCUUAGACAGACUCAAAAUGGCUAUUAAAUAUUCAAAACUUUACAGUUACUAUAAAUAUAUCAGUGGGUGCCAAUGAAACUGAGUACUAGACGUGGCUCCCAAUAUUUGUUCUGUAGAAUACAAGCACCCUUAUUAUAAAUCAAACACUCUUUAUUCAAGGACUAUCAGGCAAUCAAACUCAGACAGUAGAGCUACCUGUUUCUAAUGAUACUAAAGCCUUGAUAGAAAACGCAGUAAAUACAUACCUUAAUGAAUCUCUCGGAAACUUAUCUCAAAGAGCUAACAAUGAGAUAAUGGCAAAUUUAUCUAAAUUAAGUUUAUCUAAUGACAUCUCAUACCUUCCAAGUUUCAAUAAUACAAACCCAUUGAUACUGGAUCCAUUCAUUAAUUUAUUCCUGCUAGGAAAAAUUUAUUUAGCUCAGCUUGGAAUCAAUGAAACUUACAACUAUGAUCUUAUGACAAUGACUUUUGAUGAUUUUUAGAGUGUUGCAGAUUAGGAUCUAUAAAUACUAAUCUCGCCAUAAUUCGUGCAGGACUUUUUGCUAAGUUACAUAUUAUCUGUGAAUUACCUAACAACUGUUGAUUUAAACAAUCUUAUCUAAUCAGACCAACUCAAUGCUGAGAAGCUUACCAUUCAAAUAAAUGACUACUAACAGCUAAAAGUGACAUAAGAGUCUAAUGAUACUAUGAAGAUUUCGAUAAAUGAUUAUAAUUUGAAUUUGAGUGGAACCAUAAAGACUUCCUCUGAUGAUGAUUCUAAGCCUUUUAGUUUAGAAUGCAAUGUUAGACGUGAUCCAUCUGAGAUAAGAAUCUAAUUCUACAAUAUAACUAACAACUAUUCUAUGUAAAUGCCUUAGGUUACUGUCCUGAACAUUUCUCCAAAUAUUAAUGAUGAUAGGUGUGAUUUGCAUUUGGAAGGAGGUUUGUUUACUGAGAUAGAAGAAGCAUACAUCGAAAACUUUAGACUAGAUAAUUAUAUUGAAUAGAUUGAAAAUCGCUUGAAUAGCUAGUUCUCACCAGAAUUGAGUCAGAAAAUCAAUAAUUAUAUCAGAGAGUAAUGGGUGCCUAUAGAAGUCCUAAAUGAUACCUUAAUCCUUAAUUACACCUUAAUUAAGCCAGUAAAUGUAAGAUCUGAUGCUUUUUCAGAGUUGAAUAUUGAUAUAAUUCCCGAGGUUAUAUAAGGCAUCACCAAUCCGUGA